AGUUCCAAUUCAACAUCAUCGUAAUAAAUGUUUUGUACAAGUUUUUACGUCAAUUUUCAAAAUUACAAUGUAAAGGCGACGCCUUUUUAAAUUAAACGAAACUCAUAAAAAAUCAGCAGUGAAAUGUGAUAAGUGUAUUUGAUUAGUUUUAGUGUUUAUUUCAGUUUUGGGUUCAGUUUUACUGGAAUAUGGAUAAUAACAAACAAAUGAUAACUGCAGUCGUUGAAUACAAUUACAACGCCGUCGAACCGGAUGAGUUGAAUUUGAGAAAAGGCGACAUUUUGCACUCGAUAAAGUGUUCCCCAGGCGGAUGGUGGGAAGGAACCCUUGCAGGAAGGACUGGCAUGUUCCCAGAUAAUUUCGUCAGAGUCAUUUCGAUGGGAGACCCUUUGAACGACCAAACUGUUACUAUGAGAGAUAAACCUGGCAGGACCAAAUGCAGGGCUGUAUUCAGUUACACACCCAACAAUGAGGACGAAUUAGCUCUAGGUGUAGGUGAUAUCAUAGAAGUCCUUGGAGAAGUUGAAGAGGGCUGGUGGCGAGGAAAAAAGGAUAAUUGUGUUGGUGUAUUUCCUUCAAAUUUCGUGGCACCAAUAACAGGAAAUUCAAGCCCAGUUUCUGGUGGUAGACAAAGGACGAAAUCCCUUGAUUCUAAAGGGUCUGCACAUAGUGCCAGUAGCAGUAAGGAAGAUCUUACAGCUGAUGCUCCUUCUUUACCACCAAAACCAGUGAGAGAGCAGUGUCGAGUUCUCUUCCCAUAUGAUGCACAAAACGAGGAUGAAUUGAAUUUAAGGGAAGGCGACAUCGUCACAAUUAUCACGAAAGAGGUUCUGGACAAGGGCUGGUGGCGAGGUGAACUCAGAGGCAGGACUGGAGUGUUUCCUGAUAAUUUUGUUCAAAUAAUUCCACAAGACGCUUUAUCGCCUGCCAGAGAACCAGGGAUCACAAAACCGGCAAGGAUAACCUCCAAAUCUACGAAUAGCACAAAAACGACCACUGUCACAAGUUCUUCCUCAACUUCAUUAACGCCAUCGACAACCACGACCAGUAGCACAACGUCCUUAACCACCUCACCAGCAAUCAGCAACCACAGAAAAGACAGCUUCAGUUCCAAACAGACCUCGGCCACAAAUGUCAGUUCCAGCAACUCUGCAUCCACCACCACCGGUACAGUAGCCUUGACGAGAAAAUCGCUGGAGAUGAAAAUCGAGGCGGAAUCCGAAAAAACAAAAUCGACAACCGGUGCACCGCCUUUACCAGGGAAAAAACCUAGUGUGCCCACCAAGAAGAGCCCCAUAGCCUCUUUGGCCGGUGGCAUUUUUGCUGGUUUAAAGCAGAGGGUGAAAGAGGUCGAGCAGAGGUUGACGAACGAUCAUCCGGACGGUUGUGCUAGUAGUAAGAUAGCGAUUUCUCCGAAUAAUACUAAUAACGCUAGUGAAUUGCCAGGGGAAAAAGGCGUUAAAGGAGUUAGUUUGAAGACGGACGAGUCUAGUGAAUUUGAUCAGGUUGAGAGAUCUGCCCUUCUGCAAGAUCCGAGGGCUUUGAGACCUAAGGCUCCUGGUAGGAGACCGCCGAGUCAGGUUGCUCCUAAGGAAGAAACUUCACCAGGUAUAAUGAACGGAAACGCCUCAGACCACCAAAAUUUAUCCGAUCUUCAAUCAGAUGCCAUAGUUGAAGACGAAUGUGUAAAACCAAAAACCCGCGAAUGGGAAAAGCACAAAGCUCCCUGGAUGGAAGAGCUGAAGCUCAACCAGGCCAAAAAGGGCGGCGACAAAGUGAUAGACAAAUCUGCAUCGAUAGACAUCGAUAAAAAAGACGAGGGCAAAAAAGAGAACUUGAAUCCUUUGGAGAUGUCUAAAAGCAUGACGUCGAUAUCUAGCAGGAUUAAAAUAGAGGCGUCAACCGGUGAUUUGGUGGCUACGAGAAAGGAGUCUUCAGAUUUGACCAAGUCUAUGACAUCUAUAGCCAAGGAUGACACAAGUCCUUCCAAGACUACGAGUGGGCUUUUGAGGAAUCGGAGUAUCUCACCAAUAUCUAGACCUUUAGGAUCGACUCCUCUGCGACCAGUUGCGAUAUCAGCCAACGAUGUUUCAACCUCCAAACUGGAAAAAACAGACGCCAAAGUUGUCAUUAGGAUGAACAACAAAUCCUUCGACAAGGCAAGUGGUGACGAGAGCGGCAGCACGGAAACCAAGUUGCUCCAGGAAUUAAUUGACAAAAUCGCCAGACUCGAGGCGUCUUUUGAGAAGGAAACUAAACGUUUCGAAACCGCCAUCGAAAAAUUAUCCAAUCAACUUGAAAUUGAAACCAGGGAACGGAUAGCUGUUCAAGCUGAGCUUGAAAAAUUAUCUAAUUGCGUUACCCAAGUAUGAGGUGAGGGAUUUUUGAAAAAUUGUAAAUAAAGUGAGUUGUGAUUAUUUUUGCUCCACCUGGUGCUUCAUUCUGACAUUUUACCAUACUGACUGAUACCAUACACACAAAUAAAUUGACAUGAUGAUAUAUAAAAAUAGUAAAAACUUGAACUUGUUUGUGUUUUUUUGAUAUGCUUAACAGUUUAUAUUAUAUAGGUAAUAAUUUUAAUAGUUAAUUCGUUAAAGUUUUCAAUUUUUACUAAUAGAGUUUUUUACGUUUUGCGUCGACCGCAAAAUGUGUUAAAGCUGAUCAAGAUGAUGAUUAAGAUGAUGAUGAUGAAAUUUUAUAUCGAAGACAAGAUUUAAUAGCUUGUUGUUUGUAUUAUAAAUAUAUGUUAUUGAUUAUAUUUGGAAGUUUUUAGACAAGACUAAA
Ctenocephalides felis (cat flea) is the source of this 2784-nucleotide messenger RNA. It is a transcript of the gene cindr, whose product is annotated as SH3 domain-containing kinase-binding protein 1. The record is from RefSeq and is a predicted model, not a curated record. Bases 189 to 2372 code for a protein of 727 amino acids. NCBI's taxonomy places the organism in Eukaryota, Metazoa, Arthropoda, Insecta, Siphonaptera, Pulicidae. Gene Ontology annotation, molecular function: protein binding. The transcript has 7 exons.